AUGGCUUGUGGAAAUAAAGGGUUAUAUCGGUUGCUUUGGAUCCCAUUUCCCUUAUUUGUAGUAGCUGGUGUAUCGUUGCCGUUGUUUGGCCUGAUUAUUUGCUUCUUUGUAUCGACAUACAAUACUUUCGAUGAGGUUACAGAAUCUGUGUGUGGGGUAUCCAAUUUUGUUCCAUCUAUCAGUGCUGUGACUGGGAUAAAACCUCAAAUAUAUUUAUGGCGCUACACAGUUGGGCUGCAUAGUGCACCACGUCUACUCCUUGCGUUUAUAUAUCUUCGAUACCAUAUGUCUUAUCACAAAAUGUUCAACCAGUCAUUGGUUUAUAAAAUUUUGACUGUUGUUGCAUUCUGUCUCAACCUUCUAGAUGUGGGUUCGUUUGUGGGAGUAGCUUUUAUAUCUAACCAAGAGAAUUACCCUCUCCAUGAACAUUUGUUCAUUGUUUUCCUGAUCGCUUCAACUGCCUAUAUGAUAGUCACUCUAGUGGUUCAUUGGAUAAUAGGAAUCACUUCUUGCACUCCGAGAUUCAAAUAUUCUUUUAACCUGAAGUCCCUGUUUUUCGGACUAGAUGUUUGCUUAAUCCUCUUGUUAGUCCACCAGUUCUACAACCAUAGGUUUACCUGUAAGGCAAACGCAUUUAGUUGGUUUUCAGCUAGUGAAUAUGGUAUCGCAAUUGCUAAUAUGGGAUUUCACCUAACUGCUGCAUAUGACUUUCAGGAUGUGGCUUUAACAACCAUAACUUUUAAACCUUCUACUGAAUAG
This is a messenger RNA of Schistosoma mattheei, 759 nucleotides long. The record is from the annotation of a GenBank genome assembly. NCBI's taxonomy places the organism in Eukaryota, Metazoa, Platyhelminthes, Trematoda, Strigeidida, Schistosomatidae.